CUAAACCUGGGGAUUCUCCCUCUAACUGUAAAAGGUAUGCCACUCUUCUUUUCAUCGUAGGCCGUUGCAAUCUGUAUUUGUACGUUCUUAUACCUAACAAAAGGCAAAUAUUACUUUUUUUUCUUUUAACAUAGUUAAAAAUUCUUACAAUUUCAUCUCCUGAAAAUUAAUUCAUCUCGGUCGGAGACUUUCUAUUUUGUUAAUUUUUCUUUAAGGAAAAUGCAUGUACUGGUAUUUAGACCUCAUAUAAAUCUAGAAGGUCUGAUAGUUUCUCUUAUAUUUUUGAAUUUGGUAGUGUUCUAUUUACAAAUGCAAGUAUGGGGAAUACAACAAGCCCUUCCCUCUCGUUUAAGUGACUAACUCAGUGCUUGAGCUCGCGACUAGAGUACUAAGGUCAAAGUCACUUAUCGAUUCAUUUUUCCAUCUCAUUUGAUGUGCCAGUUUCUAUACAUCUCACGAUCUCGAGAAAAUGAUUAUAUUACAAAGUUUCCGAUGGAUUAAUUUGUUUGUUGCAACUCUGUUCUUCAAAAUAUAGUACAGUCUGUUCAGUCAGCGGGCUACCACUUGGAUUGAAGGAAAACGAAACAAAAUUGUAAACACAGUCAGGUGAUCUAUUCUUGAUACGAUAUUUCAUAUCCUCGAUCAGAAGACCAAUAGUUUGAAGAUUUCAGAUCUAGAUUUUGCCAGUGGGGUGAGAUCUUUGAAAUCAAAUUAAACCUGCCCUUUACACUCCACACCCACAUUCUGAUGCAAAGCGAAAGUUUUAAUCCAUUUCAAACUUUCGAAGGCGACAGUGAUAUCGGGCGGUUCAUCAACCCUCCUUUUACAAAAAACCUUAAACGAGUUUUUAUUCUUUGAUUUUCCUAUUUCCGAAUCAGUCAUUCCCGCACUUCUACCGAUGUUCACAUUUCCUAAUUCGUGCAGCUCUGUUUUAAUCCAAUCAGAGAUAACUGUCAUUGCGGGCUACCCUUUUGGUGCAAGGAACCGAGCUUACUCGACACAUUUAUAUUGUGUGUCGCCCGUAGCAAAACGGUAAUCAGUUCAUUAAUCUAGACAUUUAUAUAGAUUUGCUUUCAACAAGUGGAGUAACUGAACAUGAACGAAAAAAAAACGAGGGUAGACAAACUCGGACUCAAAACAAGUCUAAAGAGAGUUAUUACAGUAGCUAUACUCCGAGUUUGCCCUUUGGACCGCCACGAUCUUUAUUAAAUAUGUCCAAAUCAAGAGAGAAACAUUGAAACUUGAUGAUAAAAGAAAGCAAAAACAAUAUAAAAAUUAGAUGAUAUUAAAAUUUUCAAAAAGAUAUUUACCUCCAACACGAGAAUGCGCUUGCAUCGAACUGAUAUGCCAUUCGCCAAGUUGUUUAGUACAAUUUCAGAAAACCACAUUGAGUAAUUGAAAUUAAAAAUAUCCGUAUAUAUAGAACUAUUGUUCCUGAAUAUUCUUCACAUAACUACAAGGCAAAUAUUUUACGCCUGGCCUGGAAAUGUAAAGUGAAAAAACGCUAGGCUAUGUUUUUUAAGCUCACAUUUCGGUUCCCUACAACACCACAGGACACUUAUUGCCUCGUAGACUUACGAACCGUAGGCCAAGUUAUUUUUGCAGCGCUAUUUAGAUGAAAAGAAAGUUCAUAAUAUUCUCGCAAAAGAACAGCUUUUGCUGAUACUUCUUUCAAACUGAACUUCACUAUAUGAAGAAGAAUUAAUUUCCUAUCUUCACAUUUUAAUAACACACGAAAGUUUGACUCCUUGCCUUUAAAAUAAACACAGACACCACUCCGUCUCGUUCCAUACCAUACCUACACUACAUUGAGACAUUUUUUUUUUCUAUUUUACUGGCAUUUCCUAUCAGGUAGGCAAACUAAACGCAUCAGAGACACGUCAAGGAUGGAAUUGCAACAGCGGAUGCAAGGCUCCACAACAUUGUACACUGCCACGCUGCACUAACGUGGUAUUUCCACACACGUUUAGUGGAUCUGGAACCGUAAGUAAAACCUAAGGAAUUAAAAAUUACCGUAUUUCAACCAAUAAUAGCCGCGAGCGACUAUUCGAGGGAGGCGAUUAUUUCAAAUACUGCUCACUAGAGGUCGUUCCCUAAAUAUUUUUUUUUAUUAUCUAUUAAAUAAUAAUAGAAAAAUAAUCACAUCAGAUAUGCUAAGCAUGGGUUUUAUAAGUUUUCAAAAUAUGGCUCCUUGCAUUGGCAGGAGCAAUCCUGUUCCUUGCUUAUUUUUCAAUGUCAAUAUCCUUUGCGUUAAAGCUUGAAUCGUCACUGAUCAGUUUUGCUGGAUGAGAUUCCACUUCAGCUUUGUUUGUUAUCCAACGUGCCAAUUUUUAACUUGGCGGGGAGAGGAUGAACGAAAGAGAAGAUAGCAAGAGGGGUGGGGGUAGGGAGCGGUUAUUUGAGGGGGCGAUUAAUCGAGGAACGGCUAUUUUUCGAGGAAAUACAGUAGUCUCAUCUUAAGGGAUGGCGGCUACUUUCUUUUGUUAGCAGACCACAAUAAGCUUCUUAAGAAACUAAUGUUUGCAACAAAUUUUGAUUUGCCAAUUAAAAAAAAUGAGGCUUUUGUAACGUUAUGACCUGAGAGAAUUUAGUGCGCAUAGGUAUGUUCAAGUGCUCCCUAAUCCCUAGGAUGCGUGUGUUUUCAGAGAAAAUAAAACAAUACGAAACAAAAAUGCCAGAAAAUUCUGACAAUAAAAAUAGGCUAGAAGACCUUUAACCCUUUGAAUGGGGUAGGGAAUGGAGGCGGGCGGGAUGCGGUCGAUUUGGAGUGGAAUUAGACUCUUUUCUUUUCAGAUUUAGUGAGAGAAGUGCACCCACACACGAGCGUGGAAGCCGCCAGAAGCGCGCGAGAAACGAGGACGGCAGUCUCGCCCUUUCAGUCACCCGCGUGGUCAGUUGCGUUUCUCGCAUGUUUUGGUCGACGGAUUAAGAAAAAAAGAGACUUCUCGUAGUCUAGGGUUGAAUUGUUGCCUGCAAAUUUUCAUUGAUGCUUAUCUUUACCUAACGCAUUUCAGGUUCGAGUCUUUGUGUCAUUAAGCCACCAAGAUCAGUCAUCAGAUGCAGUUCAUUCACCUUCCGCCGUGUGGGCAGAGUCCAUAAGUACAGCUGGAUUUCAGUUAUGCUCGCGUGCAACAGGCUAUACAAAUGACACUGGCAUUAUCAACUGGGUAGUAUUCCAGGACAAACCCAUGUUAACGCAUGGAAGCUUUACUUUUGGCGGAAUAUGGACAACAGAAACAAAGUGUGAGAAGGUGGCCUUUUCUCAGUUUAGACAACAAUAAUUGAUAACAAGUAUUUAAUUUUGUUUUAAAUGUGUAAAACGGACAUAGCAAAGUACAUUGCUAAAAGUCUUUUAAGCUUUCUCUCGGGCUUAGUUUCAAACUUUUCCUUCCAUCGCCUUUAGAUAAGCCAUUUUCAUGUUUUACUUUGGAGGUGGUGAUUGAAUAAUGCUUGACCGUUUUGAAUGUAUUGAUGUGUUAAAGGUAAUUUGGAAAAUAAAAGUCUAUUUUUUUAAUGAUAUUAAAUUUUUAGCAUUAAACUUAACACAGUUGGCCGAAAAGGAACAUUGUUGUUUGUAACUUUAUUUAAGUAAUGGGCCAAAUAAGAUGCAUUCACCAAUAUUUUCAACACUUCGUAGAAAGAGGUGAAAAAGGGGUAGAAUAUUGAGUUAAUGGGAAUAAGACAAGAAGAUUUAAUUAAUCUUCUCCCCUUAGCCUUUGAUAAAUCCUUAAUUUCAUUUAAGUGCCGCUAAGUACUUCAUGGACACGUUCCUGCUGAUUUAUCUUUCGAGAAGCUUGUUUAUUUUUCAAUCUAUAGUUUUUGAUAUAUCUAACAUUUUUUUGCAGAGCUUUGCUUCCAAGCCUUGUGUAUUUGCCUCUGUUAAGUACACUCGCAGUACAAAGCCAAAUGACGCUAUGUACUUAUGGUUAGAGAACGUCAACUCUGGAGGAUUUGAAGUGUGCUUAAGGGAAUUCUUGCCCUUUGAUGGAAAACACCAAGAUGCAGUUGUGGUAAGUAAAGAAAAAUGUCCGAGAAACUAUAGUAUUGAUGAAAACAAACAAACAAACAAAAAAAAUUGACUUUGCCACACUUCGGAAGCCCGGAAACCCAAUUAACCAAAACGUUUUUGACGCAAUUAAGGUCAGUGUCGUGUCUCACGUGUCUCAUGCAGUCAUUUCUUGUUAAAGGAAAUGUGGUUCGAAACCUGACGCAACUCGUCUUGUAAGGAAAAGGGUAGCAAAUUAAACAUUAUUUUCUUGUCCACAGGACUGGUUUGCAUUCACUGGAAAUGGGAGUCAACUUAAUUUCACAAUAAUUGGGGAAGAAAUCUUUCCAAACAGUGGAAAUCCAUCGGCCAAAAACAACUACGGCUUCUGUCAGGUGAAAACUUUAGUUCUUACAAGAACAUUUAGCAAGCGAAAGAACACUGAUUUUUUAGUGGUUAAGUUCACACUAAAGAAAACUUAAAAUACAGUAAACCCAAGCUUACCAGGCCAUGCUAAUCGACAUUGUAUCCAAAAUGGCAAUUCCCAGAUGAGCGCGACAUGUUUAUCUCGCGAUUUUGAUGUUCGCAUAUUUCACGAUUCUUAAAUUUCGUGACUUUGCGAGAAUUUUUUUAUUUUGAAUCUCUUCAAUUUCGCGUUGUAGACAGUGGGCGAAUAUUAGAAGUGGGGACUUUACAGAAGAUGGGCAAAAAUAGAGGGAGAAGUGAGCACGUUCAGAUCCAUUUACUAACUUACAUGACUUUUUUUACCUAUUUCCAGGAAGUGCCUUUCAAUACGACCUUUUACAAAUCGCCAAUUGUGAUUCUUUCCGUAAAUCAUGAGUAUAAUCUUAAGGUCAAGGGAAGUCGUCCUCCAGAAAAUAAUAUAAUAUCAGCCUGGCUAGAGGUAGGUUUGCUUUUUUAUUCUAACCUGAUAAACAGCCCGCCCGACAUUUCGCGCGACGCCACCACUAGUUUACCCACAAAAUGAGGAAAACCCCGAAAACCCCGUUUCACGACGCAAUUACUGGCUUUCCCGUGAAAAGACGUGUGUGGAACGAGUGUAGAAAUUCCAUACUGAUGACGUGUACUUCCCAGAUCAAGAUAGUGCUUCUGAUUGGUCAUGCUGCAAAAUAAAUUUUCUUUAACCAAUCAAAAGCACUGCAUGCCCAGAUCUGCGUAGUGACACAUCAUCAGUACGCAAUUUCUGCUCUCGUUCCUCAGACGUCUUUUCACGGAAAAGCCAGUAAUUGCGUCAUGAAACGGGGUUUUCCUCACUGGGUUAUUUUCUUGAUGGUCACUUGAGGUUAAUGAUAAUGAACAGGGAUUUUUUCAGUGCUUUGCUACAUUAGUCUAUUCAACUGUUUGCUUGAACUCUCACGACACCUUUGAGACCCAAAAGCGCAUAUCCCUUGUUCAAUCAGGGGAGAGAAGAAAUCCGUCUAUUUAGACUGGGGAAACUUUCGCAAAAGAGAACUUCUGUCGGCAAAUUUGAGGAAAAGUUGGUAAACACACUUUUCUAGAUGAGAAUUAUGUGCUGAACACGAAAAUUUUGUUUACCAAGGUUGGUUCCACCAUUUAGACCUUGAAAUCAGCCGUUAAGGUUAGUAUUAAUAAAUUGUGACAUGAAAACGAGGCUGCAUGUUGUAUGAGGAUGUAGAGUACUCUCUAACGGUUAAAAUUCGUUCAGAUCAACAGGUGACUGAUACAACUUAUUACUUACAGUACCUCGCAGAAACCGUCUGAAAAUCACGUGAUUUUUCUAGUCACGUGACCAUUGAAAACGGGGUUAUAGGCUAUUCAGAAUUUUGACAAAUUUGACGGCACAGUAAAAAAAGAAACAAAAUUACCAAUCCAGCAAUUCGCUCCAAUAGUUACAGCAGCUAUAGAAAUUUAAUUUUCAGCUAUUUCCUAAGAUAUUUACAGUAAGUUUGCGAUCUAUAUAUUGCGGACACCUUACUUCCAUUUUCAAGUAUUGAAUUUCUAGAUGUUUGCAAAAUCCUUGAAAUAAUUAACAAAAACUGCAUUUUCUUAAAACUACUUUUAACUUUCACGCCCUAACCAUUCUGGAUACAUGCUCUACUUAUAACUAAGAAGGAAGGUCAUAACAUUCGAUUGAUUGCAGCCAUUUUAGAUGCGUCUGAUGUCAGCUUCUGAAACAUAUUUAAGACCUAAAUUGAUAUUGUAAACAUCAGACAUCCUACAGGACGAAAAUUAAAAAAACCCGUUAUUAGUCCAUAGACAAUUAUAAAACAAGAAUAAAAAUUUGUUAGAGACGCUAAACGCUUUGUUCUGCUGAACUGUACCAUUUACUGUCCUUGGUUUGCAAUGACAUUACCAUCAACUUCAUUUCUGCAAUUGAGAUCUUCAGUGCUUCUGCAUUUUCAUGCUCCUGUACACGGCAGUCUAACAUUCCGGCAGCUGAACCUAUUUGUUGAACAUCCUGAUUUGCAGCUACAGGUAAUCAUCUCGGUACAGCUUUCGGGUACAGGCUAGGGGCAAGAGUCAUUAACUUAGGCACGAGCUUUCCGUCAUCAGAAUUAGUCCAUCCCAUAGUUUCUGGAAGUGGGAGGGUGGGGUUCGUUUUAUGGGCUUGUCUCCAUAACAUUGCUUGAAAGCGUGCGCUAGUAAUAUGCCAUCAUGCUGCAUCACUUGUGUGGGGAAGUGCCUCUGGGAAUCGGCACCAACCAAACAACGUCGCACGUGCUUUAUCACAUCCCUCUGCAUUAGCAGCAUUGUACACUGCAAAUGAAUUUUUCUACGGACUUCACAGUCGUGUCAUCCAGGUCUCCAUCUGCAAAACUUUCCAAUAGCGUUUGGUGAUGAGGUGAUGAGCAAAUGCCUUCCAGGCAGUUUUCUUGCUAUGCUUAGCAAAGAAAGAGACCGUAUCACAGCCUUUUAGCGCAUGAAAAGGAAAGAUGGCUUCCCUGUACCCAUCAAAUGCAACUUCUAUCCGGUCAUAGUCCUUUCCACAGACAAGGGCAGCUUUCAAAAAUCUAUCUACGAGAUCGUCGAAUUUGUUACACUCUGAUGGUCUUCCUAGAGCCAUGACUAAUUCUUGACCGGCAAUUACUAUUGUCGAUCGUCCUGGGACUGGUGUGACCCGAGGAUGUUCCAUCCCACCCAAGACAGCAGCUCUAUUAUCACGGAUUGAUUUCCAGAUUGUGGCUGACCAUUGGUAUCUGCGAUAGCAAGCGAAACAGAGACUAACUCGUAGCUGAAGCAAAUCUACUCUUCUACCAGCAUCGUACGCUGUAAUGAUGCGCUGGAGGAUCAUUCUGUCAGUUUCGAUAGCGGCAGCCUUUUCUCUUUCUUUCUUUUCAGCCUCAUAAGGAGAAACAAAUGUCACGGCUUUACUUUUGGGAAGAGGAUCCCUAAGCUUCUUACAAUUCUCAUCUUCGUUUGGGAUCAUAAGUCUUUCUUUAACAAAAGUAUCCAGUUGUUUUUUGCCGAGGCUGCCUGCUUUCAACAGAGAUUCUCAUCUAUCUGUGUGGUUGCCACGUCCUUAGUAACCAUGUUCUUUAAUCUCUCAAGAACCGUUUCUGCUUGUUGAUUGACGUUGAAGAUGUCAGUUUGCCUGAUGCAGCAACAAGCCACAACAACACUGCGGCACGGUCAUCUUUAGCUAUAUCUAUUGAUCGAGAUAUACUUCGUUAAAAUUAGCAAUUUCACGGAAUGAUACUUGCCCUCAGCCACAAUUAGGUCAUUCACACCCGACACACGCAAGGAAAGGUCGUGGUCACACAUUGCUGCAACAAGUAUCCGCUGACUCAUUUUAAACGUUGUCAUUGAGAACAGUAUUUGCUUUUUAAGCAUUGACCCGUCUUAACAUAAAAUACACAGUUCCCAUUCGAUAGAAGAGUUUUGCUGCGGAGAGCUGAACUUGCAGCCAUUUCUGGCAGUGGAUGGGUAUCCUUCGACGAAUCAAGCGAUUUCCUUAAUCUACUUAAUUAUAUCUUACCCUUAUCAGUCUACUUUGCAUAGCAGCUCUUGUGCCAGCUUAAAUCCUCAGCUUUGUUUUGCUUCGAUUGCCUCCAAUAUCGCGUCUGUUACAUCUGUAUUGUUUGUGUCUCCUAAUUUUCUUUGUUCUUCAGAGGACUCUUUCAGUAACGCAGGCCUUGCUGUAUUGCGUUAAAGAAGAUAUCUUUUUUCGUUUCCUGGCAUAUAAUGCAUUUACUGAAGGAGAGUGUAAGGGCAGAUCUCUUCCAACUUAGCCGCUUCUCCAACAUUAAAAAUCAUGUAAUCCACGAAAACAAUCUUUCCAUGCAACUCUCCAUUAUAAAAGUAACUCGAAUGAGCAGAAUGGUUUUUGGAAUGAAACGUAGAGCCUGACUUUCGUUUUCUAGCCAGGGCCAACGCUUCAUGCAUUUAUAUGGGUUUGUUUGGUUUUUUUUGGCCCAGCAAAAAGGGUUUUUAAAAACAAGUUAUCCAUCCAUCAAAAAUCACAAUGCUGGAGAAGUGACUUGCUUAAAGCUUUACUGUUAAAAAGUACUUAAAAGAUCGACUACAUAAAAUCAUUAAUUAAAUGGAGGAAAACGAAAAAUAAAAUUCAGCGGCUACCUUUCUGUUGAAACAAACAUAUGACACGCUGCACUGACUUUCGUUUCCUAGGCAAAGUCAAAGCUUCAAGCAUUAAAAUGGGUUUACUUAUUUGAUAAUCUUCGUAGCAAAAGAACAUUUUUUACAAGUUUUCCAUCCAUUAACGUUGGGGUAGUGAUUUGUUUUAAGCUAUACAUUGGUAAGAAGAUGGAUGAUAUAAAAUCGUUGAAUGAGGGAAACACAACGCAGGAUAAAACUUGGCGCAACCUUUUUGCUGCCAGAUCUAUUUUUUUUUAAUGCUCGCACCAGAUGUCACUAGUCCUGAUGAAGACCUUUUGUACUAACUGAAAUAUAUUCCUUAUUAAAAAUACCCUUGGCAUAGUUCAUCCUAAAUCAAAACUGGUUUUAUUUAAAAGAAAAUGUUUCCUUCAGAUAGUUAUACGACGAACACACUCGUCAACUUCUUUUCAGGUUUCAGCCGUCUAUUAGUUUAUUUCAUAACAAAAAAAAAUUACAGUUAGCUAAUUUGGGGCAAUAAUUUGAGUCAAAUGUGGUUUUGAAAAGCGGGGAAAAUUUUAGCCUCGUUUCCAUGUCCAGAAAUAAGCUCAUUUUUUUCGAGGUCAGAUUUUGGGGUUAAAAACUCAAAAUCAAGCUUGGUAAACAAAUUUUUGGUGUUCAGCACGUAAUUUUCAUCUAGAAAAAAGUAUUUACCAACUUUUCCUCGAGUUUGCCGACAGAAGUUUUAUUAGCGGCUUUUUACCAAAAGUUGUCCCAGUCUAAUUCUAGUAAAUUUGUAAAAGGACUGUGAAAACUGUGAAAAAGCCAUAAGAAAACAAUAAUUUGGAUCUGAUCCAUGAAUUUCAUGACUUAAAGGUAUCGUCGUAGAAAUCAAGAAGAAAUUAUGGAUUUUCUAGUAACUGAUGAGUGCUAUCACAUUUUGCUGUAGGAAGUUGGAUUAGAAUCUAUGAAGGUCUGCGUUAAAGACCUCAGUGGAUUAGGAUCGAGUCAUGAUCCCUUGAUUGUCAGCUACUCUGUUACUGGAGGUUGUUUAUAAUUUUCCUAUUGUAAUGAUAACUAUUUCUAGUAAGAACUAUUGUUAUUUUUAUUAUCAUUAUUACUAUUAUUUUUAUUGAUACCUUUUAGAAGUUCUUAUAUGUAGGAAUACAUUUCAUGACAUAAUUAAAGAAACACUGGAGUAAAAACCCUGAUAUACCUUAUUCAUGUUACACUCUAUCUUUGCACGAACUUUAAGACUGAUCAUUGAUGGGAUAAGAGCAAUUAGAGGGCACACAAGUAAUAAAAUUGCCAAUACUAGUAAUAGAGUAAUCGCGGUCGGGUUUGUUUAUUCCCUCAAAAAAAAAAAAAAAGACGACCAUUUUUGUCACGCAAAAUGCAAAAUGUAAACUUUGACAAGUUUUACGUCACAAUUCCUUGCUGUGAAGAUUUCUACUGUAACAUUGCUUUAAUUUAUUCCAUCAGUCCUUAAGCGCGUGCAGAGAUGGCGGGUAUCGUUAAUAAGGUCUACUAAGGAUAAAAAAAAUAACAUUAGUUGAGGUACCUACAAGCAAACAUGUUACUACUACUGAACAGUAACUUAGUUUUAAUUGAAAUAUGAAAAACAUAUUAGACAUUUAUGUUUUUUUCCAAAUGGAUAACUACUCAAUAUUAUGUUUCUUCUUUCUUGGUACAGACCUUAAUCCUUGCCUUAAUGUGCAUUGCCCACGAUUUGGAGUCUGCAGGACCUACAGUCCGCAUGACGCUCGCUGUGAGUGCGAUGACCAAUGCCCCUCAUAUAAAGAUCCAGUGUGCACUGCAAACGGAACAACUUACGACAACCGAUGUUGGCAUAAGUUAAGCUAUUGCAGAGGACUUGAAAAUAAUCUGGUUUAUCACCCUGGAAGCUGUGAAGGUAUAACGAAAAAUAAUUUCAACGAUUUUGUUUUGGCUGUAUUUGCCACAUAAAAUACUCUGGGAGUUAAGCUCUCGAUGGCUUAGAAUUAUAGCUGUUAACGUUGGCUCAAAAUUGAUUGGCUUCAAGCUAUGAUGUUUAUGACUUUUCGUUACUUUUAAGCUCGCUUUUAUCUCCUCAAGCAGGCUAAACAGCAAUAGACAGCUGUAACAAGCUGCUUCGUCUCUCUGCUUUGGCAAACAAACAUAUAGCAGCACAGACUAUAGUCGAUGUUUGAUCUGUGUAAGAUCUUUUAUUCUCUUUUGUCUUGCAAUUUAGUUUUUAUCGCGUAAAAUUAGUUUUUCACAAAUUUGCUCGCGGCAAAUAUUGUGCAAAAAAGUGCAAAAGAGGAGGAAAUCAAAGACAAAGGUAGUAAAUAUCACAUUUACAUACCAGUUUACAUGGAGUUGCAUAAUUGAGGGCAAAUGCAGUAUUUACUAUCUUUGCCCUUGAUUUCAUCCUCUUUUGCACUUUUUUUGUACCUUAUUAGCACUGAGUGAAUUUGCUGAAAAUCAAAUAUUUCCCGCAGUGGCGCGGGCUCCCAAUAUACUGGCAUAUGUUUAUCUUUAUACUGGCAUAUGUUUAUCUUGGGCACUGAAACCAGCACGCAAUAUUAAGCAGCCGCUAUACAUUUCCUUGUUGAAAGGUAGCCGACAUUACAAGUUAUAGCCUAGUUUUAGUUCCGUUUCCACGCUUUUUUUAUCACCACCCUUCGCCGCUUAGAGCUGCACUACAACGCAUGCUAGGGAAGCUACGUGAGCGAUAAUGCUUAAAGAGCACAGUGAUGCUUCCUUAUAAAGUAAUUAAGAGCGUGUCUCCGUAAAAACCGACCAGUGAUUUUGGAUCAAAAAAUUAAUUUCCCUUAUAUUCUGGGAUAUUAAAGCCUUGACCUUAGUAGUUACAAAAAUACAUUUCGUUUGACCGAAAGUGAUAAAUAUAUUUUUUUACGAAUUUUUGAAUUUCCGGACGAUUAGCGCUGGCGUCAUAGCCUUUCAAACUGCAAAAAUCGCUAAUAUUGACCGCGCUCUAGAAAACGAACAACUCGCUCAAAAAGCCUGAUUUUCUUUUCCGUAUACAGAUACACCACUGUAGAUUUCCUAGCCAUAUCACAGUUCCGAAUUAUUCGUUUAUUUCAACGGCAAUGAUUUUUUCCCCAGCACGUGUUUUCGGCUUUCCAUCAAAACACGAAAGUAGCUCAACUUUGAGGGUAAUUUUAAAAAGUGUGGCACCUGUCUGAACUUCGCUAUCUGUAUGAAUACAAUCUAGGAAUGAUAGUAAAACACAAAAAGGAAUAACAUUUUUGUGCUCUCCACGUUUUCAGAAGAGACCGCCGUUUGAAUUUCCAGAAAUUUCGUAAACUUGAUAAUUAACGAACACUCGCCUUGUCGAUCUGCUUGUCAAGGUCCAACUUCAUUUGAUGGCGUGAUGUAUCUUAUCCAAGUUCUUUCACAUUUUAAGGUUAUUUCUCAAUCAUCUGAAACUAUAUUGGCCGUUGAUUCCAUGUCCUUUGUCCGUUUAAAGAAGUUAUCUGGUUUAUAAAAUGGCAGCCAUCCGCGAGCGUGACUGGUUCGUGACACCGUCCUGAAAGGUCUUUUGCUAAAAUUAGUUGGGUGCAAUCUUGUUCAUUGAGAUUAUACUCUUCAAGACAUCGCAGUGAAAUUUGUAGGGCAAAUAAAACACGUUCCUUUGCAAAUACGACGCGAUGAGUCGCUGACAAAGCGUUUUAACCAAGUCUUCUGACAAACUCGAAAAAUGCGUGACUUUGUAUUUCAUCCCCAGUUCUCCUGCAUUGGGUGAUGACCUGAACAAAUACUACCUCGUUCACUUGUUUAUUAACUUCUUAGGUUGUAAUGUCCCUCUUGGUUUUUGUAGAGGAUAUUUUUGCUCCUGAAGUAGCCGCUUUAACUCUAAAAACAUCGAAUUUUUUGUUUAAAACCUGUCCUUCAACGGCAUCUUUUAUCUAGUUUGUAUAAAAGUAAUAGAGAGCGUCAUCAGUUGCGAGGGUGACACGGUUGUUUCGUAACAUUUUCUGUAAAGUUCGAUGUAAUUAACAUUGAAUCGCCAUACUUCGAUACAUUUUCUUCUUCAGCUUAACAUAAACACACUGACAAAAAUGGUUCAACACAUUUCAGCUAAGAGAAUUGAGAAACCAUGGCCACGCUACUACAGUUUCCACGUCCUUCCCAGGACCCCACGCUGCGCGGAAAUUCAUUGAACUGGACCCUGGCAUUCACAUUCCGUGCUGUUCUCAUAUCCUUUUCAACCUGAACAGGGUCCGCCUUGCGGCCAGUUCGCUCACCAAUUUCAAACUUGGCUGUAAGAUAUUCUUUAACCUCACGAGAAAACCGGAUGGAACCUGCGUGGGCCUUGCUUAGUGCCCAUCCCAUCUGCAGGGUUUCUACGUCAGUUGAUGAUUCGGACGCCAACAUAAAUGGUGUAGAUUUUUUCACAGCCACAUCCACUGAUGUAAAUUUUGUUGCCCAGUCCUUUCUGAUCUUGUUUACUCAAGUCUGGGCUUAGAGAAGAUAAUGUCACAGUUUUUCAAAUUUCAAUGACCAUGAAAGUCAGAUUCCGGGUGGUUAGUUAAUCAAUUGUGGCUCUGAAAAAAUUUGAAGGAAAAAAAACUACGAAUUUUUAAGAAAAUGCUGUUUUCGUGAGAAGGCUCUUAAACGCUGACAAACGUCAACAAAUAGCGAAAACUAUAAUUUCUAUAUGUUUGCUUUGCUCGAAAUCGCGCGCAUUUACAAGGCCCUAAAGCUCUUUGGUGACUUGCAAGGACCCAUCUGUUAUAACGAUGCCCAGAAUAAAGGGAUGAAUCUCAUAGUUUAUUAGAUAUAAUCGUGUACAGUUUGCUUAUCAUUUUCGCAUAAAUUAUGACCUAAAUUUGGAAACCGCUGAAUUUCUCGAAUUGGGUCUUUGCGAUUUUGGUUGGGCAAGGCACUAAUGCGCACUAUGUGUAGCCGAGAAAUUUUCACGAAAAAAUACCGGCAACAGCAGAUUUUUGACUCAGACCUCAAAGGGGCGUGGCAUUAUAACCACAUGACAUUUACUCCGAUCGCCAAAAAUUUUAUCUUAUAUUGUAGAUUGAUCUAUACGUUAUACAUUCUAUGUGUUAGACUUACGAUAAAAGUAAAGGUGGGGAUACCAGAGAGCUUCAAAGUAGGAUGGUACCCCCCCCCCCCCAAAAAAAAAACUGGGUCGAGUCACCUUAAACACACCUUGUCUCUUCAUAUUCCCCUAAUUUCUCACUCUCAGUGUUUUCCCCUCGCCAACGUUUAUUUUCCUCAUAUUUUUGUCUUUGCUUCUUGACACAAGUAGUGCAAAUUGCUGUGCAUUAAAAAGUAUCACAAUGAUGAAUUUAACUUUUAGUCAAAGUCGAUUCGUAGCGUAAAAUUUAUUUUUAGAACCAACACUGAAUUGAUAAUUGACAACUGGCAAAAUAAACUCAAAACAGUUUUUAAUCUCGCGGUUAGGUCUUGAGGUGUUGGAAAAAUAGUUUUCAGGAUAUAGCAUAUAGCAGGGUUAAAAAACGUUUCAAAUACAAAAUCCCCGAUACUCACAAAAUAGGGUUUUUAAAGAAGGGGAACAUUGCCAAGUGUUUCGCAUAAUUUCGUGGGUCACGUGCAUGUAGGCUACUUUACCGAAAUUAUCUCUUACUUUGAAAAAUAGAACGCUAUGAAUCAACGUAAAAAAUAGACAGUCCUGUAAAGACAUUCUAAGCACCUUUUAAAUCUCGCAAAAAUCCAGGAAUACUUGUGUAUUUUUGAACGUCUGUGUUGUAACAAAUAUACUUGUCCUAAUUAUACUAACGUGCUUGACCAAACAAUGUAAAACAAGAAUGUUCAUUUCAUACUUGUUAUUUACUCAAUCCAAGAUUUCUACACUUACAUCGUGGCACUGUUGCCAAAAAAUAUAACUGGUUAUGAUAUAAAUAGCCGGAAAAAUAAACACCUUAUGGAACGAUUCCCUUUCAAGGUUUUACAACAACGUUGAAUGGUUAUUCCCUCGACCUUCUCUUUUAGUCUUUAUUUAUAAUUAGAUUUAAAGUUUGUUACACAAUUCUGAAUACUUGACCAUGACAUUUACCUUGGUUUUAAGAGUUCUUUUAUUCUAUUGAAAGUUAAAAAGUAAAGGCGCCUCACAUACGUCGGUACCUCGAAAUGAUCAUUUCAUCAUUAUCUGAAAGACAAACCUUUUUAAACGCCCUCUUCAUCAGUACUCCGUUUUACGGGUAUUUAAGCUACUUGAAGCUACACGGAAAGAAUUUCUCACACCUGGCCAUGGACAUCAAUCUCAAGACCUCUCACACAGAAGACUCCAAGGGCUACGCAAUAACCAACUGUGUCAAUCGUUGCUCCUCAAAAAAGGGAAAACGUAAAAUAUUGUGUAGUAGAAUGCCUACCUGACCCAAUGGGAAUUGUGAUUCCAAAAAUUGCGUGAAUAUUCUUGGACAUCUCCAAGUUGAUAACAUGAUUAUUUUUUAGCUUUUUCCUUGCUCCUGAAUGAAGAGGAUAUUGACAUGUCCUCAAAGGACGCCAGUUGCGACCCAAAUUAUGUCUGUGUUUUCGACACACGAACAUUUCUUCUUGCCGGUGUUUUGGCACAUCGAAUAGCCCCGCCCUGACUAGUAUCAGUUCGUACUCCAUCAUUCCAGAUAGUUUUGAAAGAUGGCAUGUCUUCAAGUGGAUCGUUAUAUCUUCCUGGCAUUCUCGCAACCUACAUACUGUAUCCGAACCUCGAAAACCUCCACAACUAGAUUUUCCGAAGCCCGAGAAAGAACACUUUACUGUAUCAGUAGCCAUGUUACCCCUUGUUUGAUUUGUGUCCAGUCCAGAAGGACUGGGGAUGAAAUACAAAAAGUCGCGCAAAUUUCAACUUUAAUCUGAACUGGGUUAAAUCGCCUUGUUAGCGACUCGUCGCGUUUUAUUUGCAAAGAAAAGUGUUUUAUUUGCUCUACAAAUUUCCCCGCGAUGUCUUAAAGAGUAAUCUCAAUGAACAAGAUUGCAUCCAACUAAUUUUAGCAAAAGACCUUUCAGGACGGUGUCACGAACCAGUCACGCUGGCGGAUACUGCCAUUUUAUAAACAAGAUAACUUCUUAAAACGAACCAAGGACAUGGAAUCAACGGCCAAUAUAGUUUCAGAUGAUUAAGAAAUAACCUUAAAAUGUGAAAGAACUUGGAUAAGACCCAUCAAGCCAUCAAAUGAAGUUGGACUUUGACAAGAAGAUCGACAAGGCGAGUGUUCGUUAAUUAUCAAGUUUACGAAAUUUCUGGAAAUUCAAACGGCGGCCUAUUCUGAAAACGUGGAGAGCACAAAAAUGUUAUUCCUUGUUGAGUUUUAUUAUCAUUCCUAGAUUGUAUUCAUACAGAUAGCGAAGUUCAGACAGGUGCCACACUUUUUAAAAUUACCCUCAAAGUUGAGCUACUUUCGUGUUUAGAUGGAAAGCCGAAAACACGUGCUGGGGAAAAAGUCAUUGCCGUUGGAAAUAAACAAAUAAUUCGGAACUGUGAUACGGCUAGGAAAUAUACAGUGGUGUAUCUGUAUACGGAAAAGAAAAUCAGUCUUUUUAAGCCAGGUGUUUGUUUUCUAGAGAGCGGUCAACAUUAGCGAUUUUCGCACUUUGAACGGCUAUGGCGCCGACGCUGCCCGCCCGGAAAUUCAAAAAUUCGUAAAAAAAUAUAUUUAUCACUUUCGGUCAAACGAAAUGCAUUUUUGCAACUACUAAGGUGGAGGCUUUAAUAUCCCAGAAUAUAAGGAAAAUUAAUUUUUUGAUCCAAAAUCACUGGUCGGUUUUUACGGAGACACGCUCUUAAUUUAUUACAAAACAGGUUUUCCGAUUGUUCGGGGCCGUGUAGAUCUGCUACAGGUUCCAAAAUGGUCAGAUUCAAACUGUCAGACAGUCACUUUUCCUCCAUACCGGUUUUAUCCGGAUAAACAAGUUCAUGUUCUAAUAACCGUCAAUCACAUGAAGCUGAAUGACUCUGUGACAGUCCACGACGCUGUUACUUCAUGGACAGAAAGUAUCAACACAAAAAACUUCACCGUCUGUGUCAUGCAAACCGGGAGGAAAGAAGAAGGCGCGAAUCCAUUUGCCACCAUUGAUUGGGUGGCUUAUCAAGGAGCACCACCCGAAGGCUUGACGGGAACGGUUGAGUUGCAGAAAUGGUGGUCUGGUACCAACUGCGCAGAUGUAACCUUUCCUACGGUGAGAUGGGAAUGUACAUACUAAAUUAAAUAAUUGAUGCAAGUUCAAUUGAGGUCUCCAUGACGAAUGUUAGACUUUCAUUCAUGUGACAUCUUUAACCCAUGUCUUGAAAAAAAAAAACAACAACAACAACAACAACAACACCAAAAACAGCAAAAAGCAAAACAAAUAAAUAGUAAAUAAUUGGAAAAUUGAGUCUUGUGACCCUUAGCCUAAACAUGACAGAUUUAAUCACGACUGGUCUGCGUAACAAAAGAAGAAAAACAUCAAGAGCGAAACUGUGAAGGAGAGACCUCCUUAACAUCCAUUUCAACAAAAUGAAGCGCUAAUCUGAUACAAAGAAGCAGCUUAUAACAACAACAACAAAACAACAACAACAACAAAACAAAAACACAAAAUAUUUGUUUAUCUAUUUGAACUAACUGAAUGUGGAAAGACAAGAAUUCACAUCUUAAGUUAAAGAACAUAUUAAAACUUUCCUUGAACUAGAAGAAUGAGACACAAAGUUAACAAAAAAUAACCGAUCAUUACGAGGUAACUGGUGAGAUGAUUGCUAGAUCCUCUAAAAAGUUGUGACCGACUUAGCGACUUAGUUAACAAGACAACAUUAGGUAACAAGUAAGAAUGGGAACUUACUUAGUGGUUAGUUUCAAGUAAUUUUGCUGCUAUAUUUAAAAAAAGCUGUUUUGAUUGUUGUUAUUGCUUUUUCUUCAGGGCAAGUUUGCCGAGGCGCCAAUAGUCCUUGUGACGUCAGAGCACCUGAGGACUGGUAAAGAGUAUGAUGCUGCUCUCAUUUGGAUUGAAGACGUAACAAAGGACUCAGUUAAAGUCUGUCUUCGUGAAAUGCAAAACUUUGACGGUAGACACCAAGAUAUCACUGUGGUACGUUCAUAGUCAGAUUUUAAAAAACUGGAACGCGAAUGUCCACAAAAUUUGUGAGGAAUGCUCGCCUGGUUUUGUUAAAAAUAACAGCGUUAAGGGGAAAAAGCAUUGCUAAUUAAAAAUUGUCCGGUCGAUCGCGAGUGAUGAUCAGUCAAACGAAAGGCAAUGCAGAAAGAAAAACAUAAAAAGAAACGGAAAUAAUAAUAAUAAUAAUAAUAAUAAUAAUAAUAAUAAUAAUAAUAACAACAAUAAUACUAAUGAAUAAUAAUAAUAAUAAUAAUAAUAAUAAUAAUAAUAAUGAAUAAUAAUAAUAAUAAUAAUAAUAAUAAUAAUAAUGAAUAAUAAUAAUAAUAAUAAUAAUAAUAAGAAGAAAUGAAUUGAAUAGCAUUACGGGCGGUGAAUUUUAAAUAGCACACAAAUUGGUCUUCCUUGUCCCCAUGCCUCCCUUCACGCUCUUUCGUGAUUCGCCUGAUGUCUCAAAAAAAUGUGGAUUUGCAUCCUUUUCUUGAGUCUUUGCGCUCUUUGUUAUGUCACAACUUCAUAGAGUUCAAAAUACUUAGAUUCAAAGGGGCCUAAAAAUGAUGAGUUUAUUUGAAUUUUUUGUUGGUGUAAUACGAUUCUGUCACAAGACUAUGGGUGGCAUCACUUUUGUUUUUACCUCUUUUCACAGAACUGGUUUGCCUUCUCUAAACUGCACAAGCCUCUUUUCACCGAACAUGGUGUCAUAAGUUUUCCAAAUACGAAGCCACCUUUGGAUAAAAUGAACAAUGCUUAUUGCCAGGUGAGAAAAGGAUUCUUUGCAAAAGCAGUGAGUAGCAUGCUGUUCACAGCAUUUUCCCUCACAGAUAUAUGGCUUACUUACAUCCUUGUUUAUAUUUUCAAAACACUUUUAGUCAUAUACACUUUACGCAAUAGAGAUCAAAGUGACUAGAAAAGUAAAGAAGCUGGUCCACUAAACAAUACUUUAAGACAAGAGGUAAAAAACUACAGACUGAUAACGUCCCUCUUAACCAUCGACAAAGUGUUUGAGCAACUGCUCUGUAAACAGGUGACUGUGAAACUCGACCACAUCUUUUCUAGCCUAAGCACUGCUUACAGAAAGGGACACAGCUGUGAGACCACUCUACUACGUUUGAAUGAGGACUGGAAGCUAGCAAUAGACAGAAAAGAGCUAGUAUGUAUUCUAUCGACUGAUAUGAGUAAAGCGUUUGACUCUCUCAGCCACUCGCCGACACUAACAAAGCUUGAAGCGUACGGUUUUGAGUCCUCAGCGUUGGACCUCACGCGAUCAUUCUUUAACAACCACCAAAAUGUUCAACCCCCUGCUCUGGAACGUAUUUCCGAAUGACCUGCCCUGCUCCAUAACUACCGCUAAACUUUCGAUAUAUGUAGACGAGCACCAGUUGUACACCUCACGGGCUAAUUUUACAGCUGAAAGGGAAGCCUUAUAGCAGGAAGAUCAACUUGCCGCGUCUUGGUAUCGUGAUAAUGUUCUACUCACAAAUCCUGACAAAUUCCAGGCGAUGAUCCUUUAUAAUAGAGAUAUUGACAUUGAAGGAUAAUACACUGAUAUAAGCAUAGAUGGUAGCUAGGGUCAUUACAAACACAGAUUACAUCAAACUACUUGGCGUCCACAUUGAUUGUAGUACGAACUUCAGUAAUCAUAUUAGUGAACUGUGUGAGAAAGUCAGUAAGAAAGUAGGGAUAUCCUAAUGCGCCUGCCCAAAAUUGUUUCCUGCUCAGCUGUAAGUCUUCUAUAAGUCUUCCAUCCUGCCUUAAUACCUUACCUACUGCCAGCUGGUAUGGCACUUCUGCAAGGCCUCAGACAGCAGGAAAAUAGAACGCCUUCAAGAAUGUGCGUUAAGAACGGUAUACAGAACUAAGUCUGCCUCUUAGCAGACAAUACUAAAAUAUCAGGACUAACCAAGUUGCAAAAUCGUAGAUUGCAGGAUAUAGCAAUACUUUUGUACAAAGUCAAGAACAACCUCGCCCCUAUCGACUUAGCAGAACUUUUCAAUUUAAAUGAUUCGAGGUAUUCUCUGCGAAACAAGGACUUUCAUUUACCUCCUAGAUUCAAUACUGAAACCCACGGCAAACAUUCGUUUCGUUACUUUGGACCUUUACUAUGGAAGAGACUAAACAACAAAGUCAAGUAAUCACCUAGUCUUCAGUCUUUCAAGAACGCUAUCAGAUAUUUAGAUAUUUCUGGUAUUUUAUUAUUUUUUCAUUAUUAGCUUCGCCAAAAAAACAAACAAACAAGCAAACAAACAGAAAGAACAUUGGGUCAAGAUACUAAUAAAAAAAUAAAAGCAAGAAAUAUUAAAAAACACAGCGAUAGAAGAAAAACUACAGCUAGUAUACUUACAACAAGUUAUUGGACGAGACAAGGGACGAGCACUGUUACAUUUUAAACAGAUAGACUUGAACGAACGUGGGUCUUUGCAAUCAUAAGAAACAGCUAACGCGGACUUAUAGUAAUUAAAAAUAACCUAUUUAAAGGAGGCUAAGGUCGAUGAGCUCAAAUCUAGUUCAUCCACUAAACAAUUCCAAAUUCCACUGGUUGUAAUGAGAAAGGAUUUCUGGUACGUAGUAGUUUUACAUUUCUUAAUUAUGUAUUUAUUAACAUUGCUGGUUGACGAUCUAGUGCGUCUACCGUAUUUGCGAACUUCAGGUUAGGACAGAGGAGUUCACGUUCAAGACCGUGUGUCAAUUUAAAAAAAAAAAAAAAAAGUUAGAUCUAAAAGUUCAUGCCAGUAACAAAUAGGUAUUAGGUUUAGAGUUUGGAAACGAGACUUAAAACUUAUAUUAGAAGAAUAAGUCGUGCGUCUUUGGACACGCUCAAGCUUGACAAUGAGCUCGAUGGACUGCGGGGCCCAAAUUUGGGUGGCGUAUCUAGGGCUGGGUAUAGCGUUCCUCUUACGUCGGUUCUAAGUAUGAACCUCGUGUUCCUCUUUAAGUAUAAACUCGUUUAUUAGCACGCGAAGAUUGUUCGUUUACUUGUUUGUACCAUGUCAGAUCCUUACUAAUCCAUACGCCCAUAUCUUUUUCUGCAACAUAUCACAAGUGCGGUGUUGUUGAGUUUGUAAGAGGAUAAGAUCGGCUUUGUUUUCCUCUUUAUGUGCUGCGUCUUACACACUUAGCUUCGUUAAAAGAAGACCGGAUGAUUGAGACCAAGUUACAAGCUUACCAAGGUCUUUCUGGAGAGAAGAGACGCCCCUCAAAUUCUUAAUCUCUCUGAAUAUUUUUGUGUCGUCAGCAAACAUCAUUACUCGACUACUAGAACUGAUGACUUCAGGAAGGUCGCUGAAGUAUAAGAGGAAGAGCCGGCUGGUCCAGAGGUAACAGGAAGAUCCUCUGAAGCGGCGCCGAGUACCCGUAACGCGUUGGUGUCGACCUGACAGUUAAGAGCAGAACCAGUUAAGCAGGUUGCCACCCAUACCGGCCUGGAUUAGCUUAUGGACGAAGCGCCUGGGACUGACUUUGUCGAAAGCUUUUGACAUAUCAAGGUAGAUGGUGUCAACCUGGCCGCCACUAUCUAAAUUAGUGAACCAAUGUGGCCAAAAGCCUCAAGCAAGUUGGUGACGCACGAUCUUCCAGUACAAAAACCAUGUUGUUUAGGUGAAAUUACAUGGUACAGGUGGUCCUUGAUGCUAUUCAACACACAACGCUCAAAGACCUUGGACACUAUUGGGAGUAGAGAGAUGGGACGGUCAUUUUCCACGUGGUCUUUUGCACCCUUUUCGUGGACAUGCACGACGUUAGCUAGUUUCCAGUCCCUCGGGAGAGACCCUAGUUGAAGUGAUUUGUUGAAGACCCUACAUAAGGAAGGAGCAAUCACUGAGGCAGUCUCCUUGAGCAAUUUAGCAGGGAUUUCGUCCGCCCUGUGGCUUUAUCGACUUCUAGUGCUUUGAAUGCAGCUAGAAUCGUGGAUUCAUUGAGAGUUAGAUCGGAUAUAAUAGUGUCCGAACGUAUGCACGCUGUCUUCUACACUGCGCUGUCGAUAGUAAAUACAGAGGCAAAAAAAACUGUUAAACAGGUCAGCUAUUCCCGCAGGUGUAUCAGCACUUACUCUUGAAGGAUUCUGUGACUGGUCAGCGGAGUAGUCUGGGACGGUUACCAUGGAAACACGGCCUGGGAUGGGAUGAGAUUUAGAGUUAAGCUUCAAAUUGACCAUAAGCGCUUGAGAUUGAAUCUAAAGCCAGUGUCUAUGGAGUCGCAAAAGUGAUCACGGUUUUAGCGAAGCAGUUUCUUAACUUGCGCCCGCAGAGACUUAAACUUAUCCCUCAGGCGGGCGUUCGGAUGUGAGUUAAGUUUUUGGCGAACUGAGCUCUUUUUCUUGAUAAGGUUUAAAAUGUUACUAUCUAUCCAAGGAAGCGGGUUACGGCCUUUCAGUCUCUUCAAUGCCACGAAGUCCUCGACAGCAGCUAGUAAUAAGUCCUUCCAGCACCGCCCGUCAUCAUCUAUAUUGUUAUGGCCCACAAUAGAAGAGAGAUUGAUUGCCGAGAGAGCUUCACGCAAACCUUCAAAAUCACCAAUUGCGUACUCGUGGACAUAUUUGCGCGGGUGUGAGGACGCAUUAACAAAAGAAUUGUACUUAAACAGGACUACACAAUGAUCCGUAAACACAUCGGCUUUAUCAGGUGAGAACACCUCGGUCACUUUGGUGUGUUCUGGGGCACUUGUUAUCACUAGAUCAAGAAUGUUACUACCGCGAGUCGGUAUGUGGUUAAUUUGCGUCAAGAAGUGGUCAUGUAAGGCCUCGAUAAAUGGCAGUUGGUUAUCACCUGAAGCGCUAUUCACGGAGUCCCAGGAGAUGUUCGGCAAGUUAAUAUCACCACAAAUUACCAUAUUUUGAAACUGAUUGCAGACUUGAUCUAGAAAGGUGUUAAAUAAAUAUACCCAACUAGAGUCUGAAUCCGGAGGCCUGUAACAAGAACAGAAUAAUAAUGUAAUCUUCGAAUCAAAUUUAGAAGAAAAUAACUGUGACUGUUGUGACCUUUGCAGAUCCUAAUUUUAUGAUUUUAAGAUUUUUAAGAUUUUAAUGUGUACUAUCAUGAAUUACUAUGUAUUUUAGAUUAGUGUGCCCAAUUAGAAUAUAUCAUUAUAAUUAGUAUUAUCAUAGAUUAUUAUUAUUAUUAUUAUGUAAUUUUAGAUAAGUGCCCCCAAUUAGCCAUAUACGUUUGACACUUAAACAAAGUUCUUAUAUCUUUUUAUAUUGUUAUAUCAGACAUAUAAAGACAUCAAAAUGGCAGUUUGUUCUGUUAAAAUGAUUAAUCGCAAAUAUUGCUUAUUCAAUUGGGACUUCAAAAAUAAACACAAUGACGGGAACUGAAGCUUUUAGUGAUUAAGGAACAGUGUUAAACGUUUUACGUUUCUCUUCCAUGGCAGUUCGUUUCAUUCACGAGAGCUUAUAACUCGACUCCAACAGUUCUUGUCUCAGCCAAUCACAGCACGACGGCAUCUGGGAAUUCAGCACCAAAUCACAACGGAAUUACAACUUGGAUCGAGGUAAAAUUUUCCGUAAUUGGGGAGGAUUGUGGGGAUGUAUCGGGGCAAACAAAUUUCAAACCAACACUAGACGAAAGAUAUAACUGAACAGAGACACAGCUUGCUUUAGGCGAUGUAUAGGUCGAUAAUAGGUGUGGCGCAAAAAUGUACCGAGUGAAGUUGAGAUUGCUUAUCGGCUUCCUUUUGACGUUAAUUAUCGAAUACGGUUAUGGUGUCGGUACAAAUAAUAAUAUCUUUAAAUUAUCAGCAGGGGCCGCGCGCGGUGGGCUCGAACUUCAGAUCUGAUUGUGCGGUUUUAAACGUUACUUUAGAGCGCUUUCCUUGGACACGAAACUUUGCUCCAAUCAUUUGGCUGCUUUCUUCAUCAACAGGGAUCUUUAGCUCCGUCCUUCUGGGCCUCAUAGCUCAUUUUUGCCACUGCCGUGCCCCUUAUCAGGGUAAAAAGGAUAUUUUGGAUAAAAUUUCGAACAUUAAUUCACCAUAUAUUUUUUUUUUAUACCUUUGCUAUUUCUAAAGGAUUCUUUAAUUACUUUCAUCAAACCACAGUGUUAAUUCACGGCGAAUCUUCGCAUCUCUAUGUUACAUAAGAAGACGCAGGAGAACGUUUUAAAAAUAUUCUGGUAUUCUCUUCCUAUUAAUUCAGUUGUUCAUGACUACAAUUCUAGCUGUACUAAACUACGUUGAGUGCUUAUUAUUUUUUUUUCCAGAACAUGAAUACCUCUGGAUUCAGAGCCUGUGUCAAGGAAUUAUACGGGACGAGAUAUGACCCCUUGUCCGUCGGUUAUGCCGUGCUCACAGGUCUGUAAUACUACUGAGUUCUCUUAUGAAGUAUUUUUUAGCAAAUGAAAAAAGAAACGCUAUUUGUUACCGGAUUCAUCUGGAAAUACUUUGGAAAUGCCCCAGACUAAUAACAUAAUGCAAGUUGAUGGUUUUGCAAGUCAUGGCGGAGACAAGGGAGUGCACCUGUUGACAAAAAAGAUUCUUGAAGUUCUUUCACGUUGUAAUUUUCCUCUACCCCUCGAAGAAUUUCACCGUUUAAUUAAAAGUUUUCUUCAAGGAUAAAUAACGAGGAUAAAAGACCUUGCUAGAAAUUAAAGGCACCAUGCUUAAAAAAAUCGUUUGAUUUUUGUGUUUCUUUUAAAAUAGUACAGUCUGUACAUAAAAGUUCGAUAUAUUUUAUCUCUAUGCGAGUGGUAUAUCCCUAUCGCUAGUCUGCUAUCCAAUAAUAUUUUACUAGUACCUUGAAACCAUUAAGCUUUGGAAAACAAUUUCGAAUCACGCUCCUAACAGUACUGCGAGUGAGAUGCUGCUAAGGAUUUAUCAAUCCGGCAGUUUAUUUGAAUGUUUAUAUUUUUGACGCUUACGUUUAUCUGUAUUUCGCAGACAUAUGUGAACCUGGUUGGAACUAUUUCAACGGCUUUUGCUAUUUCACAAGUAAGACUUGUCAAAAUUGGACCACAGCACUGGAUAAAUGCCGACAAGAAAACUCGGUUCUUGUUGAUGUCCAAAAUAACGAAGAAAAUGUGUUUUUACAGCAUCUACACAAUGGAGCAAAAUGCUGGCUGGGAUUGAAUGAUAUUUUUACAGAGGGCUCCUUUACUUGGGCAGAUCGUGGUACUGGGAACUUUACAGCUUGGGCUAAAAACCAACCGAACAAUUUUCGGGAUGAAGACUGUGUGCAUACACUUGGUGUUGAAUAUAAAUAUGAAUGGAAUGACGUGAAGUGCAGUGACUGUCAUCAGUAUACUUGUAAGAAAGGUAAGAUGUAAUGUAUAAGUUUAAUAAUGAACAAGAUAGAAGAAAGUCUACCUAACAAAACGCAUUUUGAUGUGUUAAUCGUGAUAAAUAUAUAGUUUUUUUUUUCAUUUUGAACAGAUCUGAAUGAAUGCAGUAGGGACAAGUAUUACUGCCAUCAGGUCGCCAGCUGCACAAAUUAUCGUGGUUCAUUUAAUUGCACUUGUGAUCAAGGCUACUUUGGAGACGGCUUUGAGUGCGAGCUUAAUUACGCAAGUAUGAUCAGAUAUAAAAUUGCACAGCACUGCAUGUUAAUGAUGAACAGCAGGUUGAUUUAUAGUAAUAGUGCUAGUACUAGUGCUAGUGCUAGUGUCACGCCCUUUUAUUGCGGAGCCGUUCUAAGGUUUUUAAUGGCGAUCAUUCCGUAGCUUCUACUGCUUACAUUCAACGUCUAAGUAUUCGGGUGUCUUUUUGUGAUUUCCCAAACUCCCAUUCUAAACGAGAGUAGCUGCACAGGCGGCAUGGUAUCCUCCUCCUUCUUACGAGACUAAACUUUGCUGUUUACUUCUGUGGCCUGGUUAAUAUUUUGCAUAUUCGGCCUUAUUAUUUCCCCUAGUAUUAGACUCUUGUUGUGAGGGAAGUCAUUCGAGAGCUAAUAAUAUUGUGUUGCAAGGUCAGAAUCCGAUUCGCACUGAAAAAGAGUAUUUAAAUUCCCAGGUCGGUUCGUUCACUUUCACUAUUAACCGCCGCCCGAUUAGCUCAAUUGGAUAAGCGCAGGUCUGCCAACCGGGAGGCUACCAACUCAGAGUCUUUAAAUAACUGAGGAGAAGUUGUUGCCUUGCAAAAGACAUCUGCAAACGGUUAAACUUUUUAGUUUUCUCAUAUAAGGACGAUAAACCGACUAGGCCCCGUCUCACAACCGUUGCACAUAUAAAUUUUGUGGGACGUUAAAGAACCCAAGCUCCGUUCGUAAAGAGUACGGGAAACAGUUCCCGGUGUUGUGGUCUAUCUGUUAUGAUGGGCGGGACUGAUAUGGGCCCGCGGUAAUUGGCGCCACGCGCUGUUGCGGUGACGCUGCCGAGAAUUGAUGAACCUAAUUAAGUAAAUAAAUUACUGAUAACUCUGUCUCUAACUUUUGCAGGGGGUUUGAAACGCUCUACUAUUGUGGGGAAUGAUGCUAACUACUUGCAAUAUUUAAGCACUUGGCUCAAACCCGUUGCUCAGAGCAAAUCUUCACGAUGGAAGCGAUGUUGGCGGGCAUCUGUGGAUGGCUGGGCUGCCAAUACUUUUCAUAGCCGAUGUGACUACAAAGGACCAACUGUAACAAUCAUAAGAGUCGGCGGGAAAUACAUAUUUGGAGGCUACACCAGCCUCUCAUGGGGUAAGUAGUUUGUUUUUUCUAAAACUGGGCAUAUUAGCAUGUAAAAUUGUCUAAGGAAGUACUUGAAGUAGAUAAUGUUAUUACCACGAAGAUUACUAAUAUAUAGAUUUAGCCAGGGCUAAAAGCGAAGCUCCCAUUAAUAAAUUUAUAAUUUAAAUCAAACAAUCAGCUUGCAAUCCACAAAUCAGUUAACUUAAGGGCACAUAUGUGACUUUUUAGGGAAAGCUAAGGCUAAGUGAUUUUAGAGUGAAAAAAAAUCUUACAUUGAAUUCAUAGCCGUAUGUAUACACCCAAAAGAUAACAAUCAUCUUCGAUCCCAUUGAGCAGCCAUAAUGGCUCAUGAUCACAGUAGAUUAGGCCUGGAAAACGAAUACUUGGAAAACAAAUCAGGCCAAAUUUUUUGCGUUCGACGAGUUUACUUAACAAAAUCUUGCCAACAACUCUGGGUGCUCGUAAACCAACAUUUCAUACUUUUUAUACAUCACAUCUGAAGUGAAACAGUAAUAUGAGGCGCUGUUUUUAUCAUACAGACCUCACCAAAAUGCAGUAUUUCACAAUUUUUCAAGACAAAUUGCACUCAUUCAAUAUUCAGAACCGUACGAAGCACGCGUGGGCUGUUAGCAAAACCGUUAAAAAAAUUUCCAAAAUCACAUAUACAGCCAGCCGGUUCUCACUUUUGAGAAGCGCCAAAUUUUCAGUGAACAUUAAAAGAGUUACGCUUCAACAUAGUAAAGAAUUUAUUGUGUGUGUUUUUUUUUUAAUUUAAUGGUUUUAUAACGAUGUGUAAUCUUUAAAAGCGUUUGAUACGCGCGGCAUUACUGCAAAGCGAUGUUUAUGAACGACUGAAAACAAACGGCAAAGCGAUUAAAAUUGCAAGAGACUACUAACAAUCAAUAAAAGAAAUGUAAUUAGGUGAAACAUUUACAGAGACAACAAUUUUCAGUCACGAAGACAAUUAUUAAAGCGUCUCUUUAAGGUGGCUCGACUGGAUUUUUUGGGGUUGAUACCUCCCAAGUUUGAGCAUUAACUACGUCGGCAUGAGUAAAGAUAUCGAAAAAAGGUUACCACAACUGUAUUACAUAAAGAUGAAAAUUUCUUAACAUCUGGGUUUUAUUGCAAUCGGAGUCGCCAUGGCAACGUAAUGACGCCAUUACGUUUUUCAUUUAUCCUUGUGUUUCUCUGUACCAGGAGUUUUUUGAAGAAAUCGCUCAAGGGAGUAUGUACCUGCCAUAACUGCCUCCAAUAUGACAAAGUUUAAAGAAAUUCUAUGAGAGCGUUUUCGAAAUAUUUUGAAAUACACUUUUAAGAAUCAUAAAAACAGUGAAAUAGCAUGCUAGCCGCUCAAUUCGCUAAUAUAUUAAGAAAAUGACAAGCUUUCGGAACGCGGCUUCAUCUCAUAGUGGAUUGAUUCCAUUGAAAACUGCAUACAAAAAAAUUGCUCUGGGCGAUCGCGAGUAAGAAGAAUUUUAUUAACUUGCAUUCAGCUGCUUUUGAUACAGUUUUUGGAGGUAAUUUGGUCCAUGCCUAAAAUUUCGCAUUUUUCAAAAACCGCUCGAUAAAUUUUUUUAAAUUCGACAAUUCCGAGAUCAAUCGUCAAAAAUAUUCCUGCAAGUUUCAAGAACAUUGAAAACAGGGAAGGCUUUUAAAUAGGGACUCAAACAUGACCAAUUUUCCCCCCAGAUUUUGUGUUUACAAGUGAGCGUCUUCAUUAUUCACUGGCAUUGUUUUCAAGUUUCAUAUGCACGUGCACAACUAGCAAAAAUAUAAAUUUGCAUCAAAAAGAACUCUCGAUUACUUUCCGAAGAAAUAUCCGGUAUAUGCUCAUAAUUGGCUUGUCAUCACAGAUAGCAGCGAGAGCCGAAACGGUGAACGUCUCGGCUCAUCGUGUAGGGUGCAAUACUUAAUUAUCUUACUCGGGUUAUAACAUCACAGAAACUCUCACAAAGAGUUGCUCUGAUGUUAUAAUGUAUCACUAACCUCUUUACCCGGUAAUUAGCAUAUCCCGAAGAUUUAACCGAGGGUCUUUUUUGAUGCAAAUUCUAUCUUUUUGCUAAAUGUGCACGUGUAUAUGAAACUUGAAAACAAUGCCAGUGAAUAAUGAGGACGCUCACUUGUAAACACAAAAUCUGUGGGGAAAAUUGACUAUAUUUGAGGCCCUAUUUAAAAGCCUUCCCUGUUUUCAAUGUUCUUAAACUUGCAGGAAUAUUUCUUGACGAUUGAUCUCGAAUUGUCGAAUUUAUAAAAAAUUUAUCGAGCGGUUUUUGGAAAAAUGCGAAAUUUUUAGGCAUGGACCAAAUUACCUCCAAAAACUGUAUCAAAAGCAGCUGAAUGCAAGUUAAUAAAAUUCAUCUUACUCGCGAUCGCCCAGAGCAAUUCCCCUCUUUUUUUGUAUGCAGUUUUCAAUGGAAUCAAUCCACUAUGAGAUGAAGCCGCGUUCCCAAAGCUUAUCAUUUUCUUAAUAUAUCAGCGAAUUGAGCGGCUAGCAUGCUAUUUCACUGUUUUUAUGAUUCUUAAAAGUGUAUUUCAAAAUAUUUCGAAAACGCUCUCAUAGAAUUUCUUUAAACUUUGGCAUAUUGGAGGCAGUUAUGGCAGGUACAUACUCCCUUAAGCGAUUUCUUCAAAAAACUCCUGGUACAGAGAAACACAAGGAUAAAUGAAAAACGUAAUGGCGUCAUUACGUUGCCAUGGCGACUCCGAUCGCAAUAAAACCCAGAUCAUAAGAAAUUUUCAUCUUUAUGUAAUACAGUUGUGGUAACCUUUUUUCGAUAUCUUUACUCAUGCCGACGUAGUUAAGGAUCAAACUUGGCAGGUAUCGCCCUAAAAAAAUCCAGUCGAGCCACCUUAAGCUUAAGAUUAAAGCUUUUAGCCGGCUUUCUGGUGUUUACUGUUUUCAAAGAUGAACUCGAGUCAAGAAAAUCGCUUAAAGCUUUCUUUCUACAGCCAAAAUUAUAACUAAAUACUCUUCCGAACGUUUUUUUGUUUCUAUUUGCGUAGAGAAAAUAUCGGCUAAAGGCUUUUUAAAGCUCUUUAAGCUCAUAUCAAACCUCAUACUAGAUCAGAUCAUUGUCUCAGAUGUUAAUACAAACGAGCAUAAACUGGCCUCAUAAACUGCGCUCGACUUCAUGAAAUUAGAUAUAUAUAUAUAUAUAUAUAUAAAAUUGUCCCAAGCAUCUCUCUCUCCCGUCCUCAUAAACACAAAUAUAUCUUAAUCACAAAUGAAGACAGAAAACAGUUUCCUUUCAAUCCACCUAUAUUUCGAUCACAUUCAGUGAUCUUCUUCAGGGUGACUAACUAGCCGUUAACGUACAGAACUUUUAAAUUGCUGAAUUACGAAGGUAACGCGCGCGCAUCACAACUGAAAUGACUUUUAUUUUAAACGUCUAACGGAAAAUGUCAUAGAUGACACUAUCAUCUCCUGCGCGCGCCCGCGCGCGUCUUGCGGUUCUGGGCGUAAAAACCAUCAUCCUCAUUAAGUCCUUGAGGGCGCAGCGUUCCCAAUCUAUACAUCCACUGUCCCUCCUUCUUCCGCAACUCCCUCUCUCCCAUGGCUCUAUCUAUUAACUGUAUAGUUAAAUGGCUUAAUCCUAAGUGUCCCGAACUAUGAAAAUGCUGGUAAAGAAAAUCGUCAUUCCUCUUAUUUUCAGAAGACAACUUGAGAUGGGCAUUGAUCCUACUUCUGUGAUUAUUGAACCUAGACCGAAAAGUAGUGGUAGUGGAUCCAACAUAUUGAAUGCCACAUACCUUACAAGUAAUAAGAUAAACCACGUUUUUAGAGUUAAAAUUUAAGUUGCAAUUAAUACGGAAUUCCUUCCCAUUGGUUUUGCUGCGGAAAGUUCUCCCCACACACUUUGACAAGCAGCGCAUUUCUCAACCAAAAAUUCAAUAAACAAACCAGCCAUGAAUAACAUAAGACAGUUGAUAGCAGCUGUAUUUCGUUUUAUGCAUCCAGUUAAAAAAGACAGUAAAAAACAUCACAAGUUGACAAAAAACUCAGCUUCAGCUGUCAAAGUAAACAAGUUUCAAGAUGCAUGAACUCACCUGUCAAAUUUUGACCAAUCAGAGCAUAAAAAUUGGACGGUCGUAGAGCGUGAUCAACGCGUGACUAUGGUGAGAAAAGUGAAAAGCCUCUGUCUUCCCUGCUUGUAUUUUAAAAUGACUGGCUGAAUUUGUGCGUCCGAGAUCAGUUUGAAAUCAAAAUGUUAAUAGCGCGGGGCCAUAGUGACAUUAACACAACACUUUCUGUCAUCAUUUCAUUAUUUUACUGCCGUUCUCUUUGCCUUUGUAUUUCUCUUUCGCGUUACCUUUGUCUAUUCACUCUAGUUCUGUCUCGUUCUGCUUUCUCUCCUUCUUCUUGCUCUGACUCUUCCUACUUGCCUACUUUCCUCGCUAAAAUUUUGUCUUCUUCCUCUACUUCUAACGCGCUCUCUUUGGCCAUCGUCUUCGCUUGCUCUACGCGUGUUGACUCUGGCUCUCUGCCGUUCACCUCCUCUUUGCUCUCUGCUUAAAACCUGUCGUCUACACGCUAAAAUCUCUCUGCUGUUGUUUGUUGACAUAAUAGCUUUCGUAAGUUGUACUAAAAAGUUAUAAAGGCUCUGUCGAAAAAUCUUUUUGCCAAGUUGCUUUGAAAUUUCUUUUUUCAAAACCAGUUGCGCGACAUAAUUGCGCGACGUCGCGCUAUGCGAUUUCCCGCCAAAAAAUCUCUACUGUCCCCUACCCCAAGAAUCCAUGCGGAGUACUUUCCACUACCCGGAAAGUCAGUACGGACGGACGUAUGCUGACUUCAUAACCAAAAUUUCUCGGAUGGAUAGUUUACCAAAUUAUGUUAGUUAUGGUGCUCCGCUAAAAAAAGUUUAUUCACACAACUUUAUCAGCCUGGUUCCAUUUUAGUAAAUUCACCAAAUGGGUUGAAUUAUUAUGGGGUUAAAUUCGAAAGUCUCUAUAUUAGAUAAAGAAAAUUGUUGUCUCGUGUUCACGUACCCCCAUACAAAUAAAAUUAGGACGUUUUACGUCGUAUUCGUGCUGCGAAUUCGCUGACAAUUAAAUUCUGUGCUGACGUAUUUUCUUUGCAGAGCUGUUCCUCUCUACAGUGUUUUUCAGGCAAAGUAUUCCGCUCAAGUGCCGUUGUAGUUUUAAAAAAUCAAUAAAAAUGACUAGAACGCGAAUGUGAAUUGAUCUUAAGUUCCUAAGGCUUCCCUUUCCGGCUCUUACAACUAAAGUGAAAACUGUAUGUAAAAGUGCAAGUUAGAUGGGGAAAAAUUUCUACUUAGUAAUCAAGUCUUUUUCUGUUGUAGUUUACACAAAAAAAUAAACUGAGAGAGCCUUUUGAUCAAAGCUACGUAUACUGAUAUCAGCCUGAGUAAUGAAUGAUUUUCCAGUAAUCGGAUACCCAUGUUUUACGCACAGGAUUUUGGGAUCGCCAGGGGGCAAACAUUGCGAGUCGCUACAAAGAAAUGUAUGGCGUGGAGUUGUUUCUGCGUUAAAAGCAGUGUCUUUGGACAUAGAAUGCCGCAUUUUGCCGUGAUUUUAGGAGAAACGGAGGUGACUAAUGUUGGUGCGUUAAAAUUUCAAGUUUCUGUGUGAUUAAUGCGAUAAAUUCUAUCGAUAAACACUCCUUGCGUGAGGUUGAGUGUGAAAUUUAUAUUCACUGAAUUUACACAGACAUGAAGAAUUCGAAGAAAAGGUCUCGAAAUAUAUAGUGCAAAUUUAGGUAUACAUGUAGGGGGAUUGGCUCAUUUAAGCGUUUAAGUUAUAAUUACGUGUGGUGAUAUUUACGACGAGUGUAACUAUGCUCGGCCGCGAUGAGCGCUGUGCGGCUCUUGUUACAAGACGACGAUCGUGGGUAUGUACGUGGCCAUAAAAUAAAAAAUCCUCCUUUACUUUGGUAUAAACAAAGUGACAUCUACAAAAUAUUUCAUAAAAAGUACAUGGUAUUUAACCAUUAGUAGAUGAGGCAGAAAUCGUACAAACGAGUAAGAUUUCCGAUACAAAAGCGGUGAGUGUGAAAAUAAAUACCAAGUUGAUAUGCGAAAUUCAGAGAUUCUAUAUCUUCCCUCAACAUUAUUGGAAAAGGCAUUAGAAUUCAUCGGUUCUCAGGAUCAUGACAAAACAUUUCGCUUGUCUUUUUUUUGGCGAGAAGAAAUCAAUAUACUAAUGUGCGGAAGAUGUUUUUGUUUUUAAAUUUAAUGCAUAUCAAAUUCGACAAUACAUAAGCUUACCUUCGAUCGUUGUCACAAACUGACACAGCAUUCUGAUCGCCGCCGAGCGGAGCGUAAUUACACUCGUUGUAAAUAUGAGCACAUGUAAGUACAACUGGAAAGGCUUAAAUGAGUCCGCAUUCCCCGCUCAUUUAUACCUAAGUUAGUACUAUAUAUUUCGAGACCAUUCAGUAAAUUCACAGUCGACCUUUCGCAAGAAUCAGUGUUUAUCGAUAGAUUUCAUCGCACUGAUCCCACAAAAACUUACAAUUUCUUCGCACCAACAUUAGUCACCUCCGCUGCUCAUAAAAUCACGGCAAAAUGUUGCAUUCUCUGUCCAAAGACACUGCUUUUACCGGAGAAACAACUCCACGCCAUACAUUUCUUUGUAGCGACUCGCAAUGUUUGCCCCCUAGCGAUCCCAGAAUCCUGUGCGCAAAACAUGGGUAUCCGAUUACUGGAAAAUCAUUCAUUGCAUGGAAUCUUACGUUUCCUGUUUUCACCUCACCUAUUGUAAGACGCACAGUCACUUCAUUUUAUUUUAGCGCACAGACAGUCCAGUCGAUGCCCAGGCACUACCAAGAUUUUAAGUGUUUUUUUUCGACUAUUUUAUAUCUUAAAUGCUGUAGUCAAUUACUUAAAGGAGAUUGACGCAAAUUCAUUUUAUAUCUUUUAAAUACAUUUUGAAUCUUUUUCUUUUAGAAUCUUAUCGUAUCUUUUUCGAGUUUUUAUUGUAGUUGUAUAUUGUAAGCAAUUUUAUCCUUAUUUUUCAUUUUGGUUCUAUAUCGUAAUCAUUUUUAAAGGGCCCUGUAAGAAUUGAGCUUUAACUCUUUAUGAUGAUGAUGAUGAUGAUGAUGAUAAUGAUAAUGGCUUAUUAGUGAAAGCUUCAGUAUGAAUCAGUGUAUUCAAAAAAGAAACACAAAGACUGAGAUACAACUAACCAGCAGUGGAACCUCGGCAUAACGAAGGAUCAAGAGACCAACCGAUUUGUUCGCUAUAUAACGAGGUUUCGUUUUAUCGAGAUUCUUUUCCAUAUAUUUUACUAUAACUUGGGUAAAGAAAGUGGCUAGUUACAUCAAGGAAUUCGUCAUACAGAGGUUCGUUAAAUCGAGCUUCCACUCGGCUGCAGUAAACAACAACUGAAAAAUUCAAGCCUUUGUAUCGGGGUGUCGACAAUUGAAUUUUAUUCUGCAAUUUAUCGCUCUUUUCAAUAUUUUUUGCGUUUAGCUUUUCAAAUAAGGCAUGGGUCGCACUUGGCAAAUUUCUGGAAGAAUUUGUUUACCUUGCGGUAAAAAUCUGUCAUCGGGGCACAUUGCCAAGUGCGACCCCAAGUUUUCAAGUUCGAAAAAACUUUGAAAAUCGCAAAAAACGUCAAAGACGCCGUAUUGCUUGAUUGGGGCAGGCAGAUUUUGGAAAACUCGAGCUAAACAAUAGGAAUCACGGUGGUAAGUGUCAGCACUUGUCAGCGAAACGUGACCAAUUUGAAACACGAUCAAUUUGAAACAAUCGUAGAAAUUUUCUGAUCUUCGCGCUUUCGUUGUGGACGGACGAGGCUACCACUACUUUCCGCCAUUUUAACGUUUUUGCGAAAACUCUCUUCGAGCGAGCAACUCAUAAGCUUGUAAUCCUUCGCUAUUUCAACGUUUUUACGGGAACUCAACACAGGCGAGCCAAUUAUAGUCUACCCAGGCAAGUACCGUCACAGGUUUGUUAUUCUCUGAGCUAAAUGCAGUCUUUGGAGCCAAGCACUUUAUUUUCCUUUUUUCUCCCAAUCCUCCUGAAACUGGGAAAGGAGGAAAACGAUCAUACCCCAAAUGAUCGGGCUACGAAGAGAUAAUGUUCUCUGGUAUCUGGCCUACUUUAGUUCUAUAUGUGUCAAAAUAACGACAAUUAACUCCCACUAGUAAAUACUACUGCGACCCUCCUCGAUUUGACUAAAAGUUUUCUUUUCCGGUUGCGGUUUCGAAUUUUUAUGUUUUUUUAGCCGGCAAAGAUGAAAACUUUUCCCAAGUGCGACCUAUUUCUAAGUACCACUUUAUUCCUUCAAAAGUGAAUACUUAAGUAAGAACUAGUGAUAGUUGACACUACAGCUGCCCCCGCUCUGUAUAUUGUCGGUCAAUAGCAUUCUUGCUCGUUGUGUAGCUCUUUGAAAUACACCGAUUCAUAAGGAAGAUUUUCACACCCAUUCCAUACAAUAUGCACAGUUUCAGGUCGAUUUACACAGCUUUGAUCGAAGCAUUCUCAGUUGCGAGAACAGUUUAUUCUAAACCAUAAGAAAAGAUUUAAAUAGAAGUUGAAUUUUUCGCUAUUUCUCUUUCACUUUUUACAUUCAGUUCAUUUUAUUUGAUGGAAAGGAAGCCUUAGAAAUUAAAAGGACGUUUGAUCAAUUCACACUCGCGCAUUCUAGUCUUAUUUUAAACUUUAUAGCGGAAGGACAUCUGUGAGCAGGUAAUAAAUCAGCACAGAAUUUGAUUGUUGGGGAAUUCCUCGCGGUCCCUGUUCAAGCAAAUCGAGAUUUUUCCCAUAAUGACUGUAUAUUUCAACUGUAAGUACUUUCCUUAAUAUACGCGCGAGUUACACGUUUCACUUUUUCUUUGCUACUUAAAAAUUAUAAAUCAUAAUCAUUGUAGAUUUGAAUUUUUAACGAAGUCUGUGCAUCGGAUCAUCCUUUUCAUUUCUUAUUUUCCCAACAGUUUGCUACGGUUGGCGAUAUGAUUCCCAGGCAUUUCUUUUCUCGCUGGUUAACAAGCCAGGAUGGGCACCGGUGAGACUGCCUCAGACAGGGCAGUAUAGUUACUAUAACAGUCAUUCCAUAUACGACAUCUCGUCUUAUGGACCUACUUUCGGAGGGGGCUGGGACCUUGCCAUUUACGACUACGCGUCAUCCAGUAGCAGUUCCCAUACCAACCUUGGUUAUACUUACAGCCCACCAAGUGGGUACAACUAUGGAGACACCUUCACCCAGACAUUUCUGGCAGGAGGAAGUAAUUAUUAUUUUACACCAGACGAAGUGGAAACAUUUUACGAAACAACCUAA
Molecule: messenger RNA, 35411 nt
Organism: Porites lobata
Lineage: Eukaryota; Metazoa; Cnidaria; Anthozoa; Scleractinia; Poritidae
Source: the annotation of a GenBank genome assembly